Hipposideros armiger (great roundleaf bat) is the source of this 9653-nucleotide messenger RNA. RefSeq names its product KDEL motif-containing protein 2. The coding region runs from base 1066 to 6600 and encodes 1844 amino acids. Gene Ontology annotation, biological process: intracellular protein transport; positive regulation of protein secretion; multivesicular body sorting pathway. Gene Ontology annotation, cellular component: endosome; endomembrane system. Lineage: Eukaryota; Metazoa; Chordata; Mammalia; Chiroptera; Hipposideridae. Gene Ontology annotation, molecular function: glucosyltransferase activity; small GTPase binding. The record is from RefSeq and is a predicted model, not a curated record. The transcript is spliced from 5 exons.
GCUCACUAGUUACCCAAUGCCAGAGGCCAGGAGCCUGUUUUGUGUUGAGAAUGUUUAAUGUUUGCUCUUAGAAUUUAAAUUCAGAUACUAAACUAACAAAGGAAACAAGACUUAGCAGAGGGACAAAGUCCUUGUGAAACCUUGAAACUUGGCUCACCUGAAAUGCAACUCCUAACUAACUGCACAGGUCCCAGGCGGUGCACUUGGUGAACAAUGGGUUAAAUGUUGGGAAAUAAUUACUGACAAUUUCUACACUGCUCCAAGAGUCUGGUCUAUUUCCUGGUCAGGCGAAUAUAUUUAAAUCAUGCAGAUAUAUUUACUUCUUCCUUGGGGAGUAUGUGAGUCUGUGGUUACGAGGAGUGAUGAGGUACUAAAUGAGCAUAAAUGAGAUGACCAAAGAGAGUAAGGAAAACUCAGAGCCAUUCUGAUGUCGUUGCACAGAAUUUAAACUUCAGGUGAAGGAAGGGAAGCUUUUGGAGCAGUGGUGGCACAGUUCCAGAUGUUUCCCGGUUUACAACUGUGUAAAUCAGUUUAACUUGACUCAUGUUGUUGAUUAUUUUGUGAAAAACAGGCAAGGCUUUGCUUCCGUUCAUUUGAGCUGACUGUGAAAUAUUUUCAGCUUGCCUUCCUGGUUGAAAAGCUUCCCACCCUCUUAAGGUGUUGGCUUGGCACGUGAUGGGUUCCGUGUGUGUGCCGUCAAACCAUUAAGAGUGCGUUGCACUGCUUAAAUAAAAGGUUUUGGAGGUCACUCCUGCUGAGGAACAAUAGGCAGCAGCAGCAGCAGGUGGGACAUGUGAUGAAGCUCCUGGACUUAGAGAACAGCGUUCUGCCCUCCCUCUUGGGCGGAUGGAAGGGUUUUUGCUUCAGCUUUCACCGGUGGCUUUUUUGUCUUCGAUGAAAUAUGAAGAGCUAAACAAAAUGUAGAUUUGUGUGGCUGUCUCUACCAGAGUCACUUACAAGCAAAUACUCUUCAAAUAGUUGAGUGCCUAUGCUUGAGUUGGAAGACACAGAAAUCCAAGACACCUAGAUUGAAGAAGUCAGAGUAAGCAAGAUCCUUCUUUGGGAAUGCUCCACACCAGAUGUGACGGCCAUGCAGGACUUCCUGUGUCUGUGACGGGAAACACUUUGCAGGCAAAACUAUACAAUUCACAUCUGGAAAAUCAACCAGUUGACAGUGCAUUUGUCCCCAAGCCAGCAGGCAUGAGGGAGGGAAGCGGUGUGCCUCCGUGGGACGCUUCCCUACUGGAGAAUGAGUUUUUCCGAGUUUUAGAUGACUUGGAUAGCAAACUGGCUCAGGAACAAUCUCCAAGCUCAGUGAAUACCACAACACCUCUCAACUAUAGAUCAAGAACACAGUUCAGUCCUUUAUAUUCCAGUGGAAACAGACAUGGUAAUAUCACAGGAAGGCACAAAAAUCACUAUAACAAAACAUCUAAUAUGCCUAUCUAUGAUAUCCUAAGACCAAGAACCCCUAGAGAAGGUUUUAAAACUUUUACUCCUAGAACAAGGACAAUUUAUGAUAUGUACAGGAUGAGGGAGCCCAGGGUCUUAAAAGAAGAUUAUGUGCAAAAGAAUACUUUUGGUAGUGCUUCUCUGUGUUUUGACAGCAAGCAACGAUUAGCCUCACCAGCCACAGGGUAUUUCACAGCAAGAAGCUUACAUUUUCCAGCCACAACUCAGAACAAGAGCGGAUUUAUACCACCAAACUACCAGCAGAACCCAAAGAGAACUCCUUUAUCAUCCAUUAUAUGGAAUAGAUCAGACUCCUCUAGAGACAGACAGAACCAGGAAGAGUUGCUGACGGCACCAUCACCAAUGGAAAUUGACCCUGCUGACCAAUAUAUGUAUCCCAGGUGUUUUCAGGACAAUAGGAGAUAUGAAUUUUACUGUUCACAGAGUGUUUACCAAAAUGUUAGUUUAAAUGCCCCCACGGAUAGUGCAAUGAGCCCUGACCCAUUUGAAAACUCAGAGAAUAUGCCAUUCUACCAUCAAGACAACCCAUUUGCUAGAUCUUUCUUUAGUAAUACCUUUGGACGAAGCAGGGAACAGAGAUUUGGACAAAGUCCUUUUGGGGGCCAGCAGGAAGAACAUUCUACCUGGUCUGGCUUUCAUCAAAGCAGGAAACCGUUCACUUCUUCUGACAGAGACUUUGAAAUGAUUUCCACUGAAGCCAAUAGUGCUUCAGCUGGUCAUGGUCAUAGUGUUUCUUCUCAACACUGGGGAUCAUUUUCUCCUAGUUACAGAACAGAUAUUUCCAGAGACCAAGAAGAGCCACAUCCUUGGCAAUUGGAUUCUCAGACAUCCACAUUGGAGAGCAUGGACAUGUCACAAGGUAAUGGGAACCAGGUGACUCAUUGCAGCACACCAAAUGUUUGCUCCAUGACUGGUUCAAGCUACCACAUCAAAUCUGGUGGAUCAGAAUGUCAACAGGACAAUUCUAUAGAAGUACACAUCAACAAAGACCCUUACUCAUUUGGAAUUCCUCAGACUCUAGCAUCCUCAUUCAGAAGUGCCUGCCUCCAAAUUCCUGAUGACAAAGGGACUUCUCAGAGUCCCAACUUUCAGAAUUCUACAGUCACUUUGCAGCAAAUUAAGCCUACCUCUCUUCCAAUAAGAAACUACAUAGAAGUCACUGUGACCAACAGAAAUUCAGCUGAUUCUCCACCUCUAACAGAAAGCCAACCCAAUAUCUUGGUCACAGAAGUGAAUAAUGAGAAAGACUUCAAUGAAUCUAUUUUGGAAAAAGACAAACAACUAAACAAGACAGACCACACAAACACAAGUGAAAUGCCCCAACCUGUUUCACAGACAGUAAUCUCUAACCCUUUGGCUGGUUUUCAAAAUCCUCUUUCCCAAGACUCAGCCAAGAGCAACAGAUUUGUUUAUAAUACAUCUACCACAAUAAGUUCAAAAAAGUCACCUAGAGUCACUUCUAGGAAAGAUAUCUCCAAAAUUCAUACAUCACAGAGAGAUAAAGCCAAUGAACUAAAAAAAGAUAAGAGUUAUACUGAAAACAGAAAACUUGGCCCAGCAACAUCCCUUCCUUUCAUUCAGGAAAGCAGGAUACCAUCAUCUUUUUUCAGCCCAAAUCAAGAUUGUCACCAGGAAUUAAGAGUAAAUAAUGAAGAUAUUUCAAGCAUUAUUAAAAGUAACCACUGGAGCUCCAAACCUACUGAUAAUCAAAAUGUACAGUCUCCAGAAAAGCCUGCAGUUUUUGAGACCAAGGAAGAACAAUGUGCCAAACCUCAUUCUACCAACUGUAGCAAGUCAGCAGCCGGUCACAACAUCCCAUGUGAUUCCUUAUGUCUGUCAUCAGGUACACUACCAGAUUCCUCACCAUCGAAUAAUUCUUUCCUUAAUGCACUGGUUCCUUGUACUACAGUGUUCUCCAAGAAAACUCCUUCAGGCAAAGAUCCAUCUCAGGGAGAAAGAGAAGAUAAAGACAAUGAUAGCAAGAAUCAAAAUAAUGAUUUAGCCCUAACCCCCUCAGAAAAUGAAAAGAUUGAUAACAGUUGUGUGCCUGGAAAGGUAAAAGGAAAAAUAAGACAACGUAUAUCUUGUAUUGAAAAGUUAAGCAAAACAGGAAGUAAAUCAACACCCACAAGUGACAGCAGUAGCUUCAUUGACAUGAAUCAAAGCAAUUCCAAGGCUCCUGAGCGUCACACAACUUAUUGUACCUUACCAAGAAAAGCAGCCAGUUUUCUCAUCAAUAGCAGGGAGUCAGAAAGUAAGAAAAUGGUUUCUUCAUUUAGGAAUGAGCCACUUCCACUCCAAAUCAAAAAUAAUGUGGAAAGUCCAGUAGGGAAGGACACAGCAAACAAAUUUAGUCACAGUUCUUCUGCGUCAGAAAGCAGUUGUUCCAAAGUCGUUUCAGACACAGUCUCAGUAGCACAUGAAGCCACAGAGAGGAUGACAAAUAUGACAAAUAUUAGAUCUGCUUCCAUUAGAGAAGGAUCACUUCCAUUCCUCAUCAAAAGGGCUGUGCCGUGUCCUUCAGAGGUACCAUGUUUCUCAGUUGGAAGAGAUGAAAGAGAAAAAUGCUUGGUCUCAGACACGGAUGCGUCUACUAUAAUACUAAGGCCUUGGGAGAAAAGCAUUAAUCCUUUGGAAAGUAACUCAUCUGUUAGGGAUUGUUCUUUUACCAGAAGACACCACCAAAAGGAAUACCCUCAAGAAUGCAUUGAAAAAGAUGGUAAAAUGGCUGCCUUCGAGACAGGUAUAUUUUCCCUUUCAAAUGAAGACCCUUUACCUUUUUCUUCAGAUAUGUCAGGGGGAAAAAGUGGGAAAACAUUACAUAACUUUAAGACUACUAGUAUGUUGUCUAUUUUUGGUGAUGAAGAUAACGUAGAAUGUCUUGAGGUAGUUUCACUAUAUUACACUCUACCAAGGAAACACAGCAAAAAGUUCAGUAACCUCCUUCAAAAGUAUACACAAAAUAUCGAUUCACUUACAGUAGCAACUGAAAUGGGAACUGAAACAUUUCCUAAUGCUUUAGAAAAAGACAAACUAAAUUAUUCUACACAACAGCAGUCAGGAACACCAUCAUCUGAAGAUCUAAAGAUGCUGGUGAGCUCUUCUCAGCAAAACAGCCAUUAUCUUUCGCACAACACUGAAAAUGUGACUGUUUCACAAUUACCAAGUAUUGGACCCUCAGAACCUACAUUACAGGAAAUGGCUUCUAUUGAGGUAGAUGUUUCUCAUCAUAAAGGAGAAUCUAAAACUACAGAGAUUUCCCUAGAUAACUUAGCUAAAACACCCCUAGGUGAGUCACAAAACAGGAAAGAGAGAGGGAAAAAAUUGCAAAGUGAAACCCUGCAUACUUCAUCAAUGCUUCAGGAAAAAAACGUUACAGAAAAGAAAUCUGAAAAUUAUCAGAAAUCCAUUAAAUCAAGUAAGAGUGGUCCUUCAAAUCUUCCAGCCCACUCAAAAGAGAAUGCUGAAAAUCCCCAAACCAGAAGUUCUAGGGAGCAUGCAGGUAGUGGCAUAGCCAUUACAACUACUGGAAGUAGAAAGUGUCUUCAGAAAGAUAUUACUGGAAUAGCUAAAGAUGACAGCUCCAAUGGAUUGCAGCCUAGUAAAAUCAGAGGGGAAAUUGCAGCAAGUUUCCAAAAAAAAGCUGAUAAAGCCCUUUCUGACUCAGAAGGCCAGCCCUUUGCUCUUACUCCAGCUUUGCAUAAACUACAGCUUGAUGAGGAGACUUGUUCAGGUGAACAAGAUUUAGACAGUUUGCAGUCUGAACCCAAAGAACAAAGAAGUCAGGAGGUAAAUCUGAUGGAGAACAGCAAGGCUAAAGCUGAAAUGCGGAGGUUGACAUGGGAUCAACUUUCACUUCCUGCAAGAAGUAAUAAAAAUAAAACCAGCUUGGAUGACCUAGAAAGAGGGAAAAACAGAUCUUCGGUUAAACACAGACUAGGAGCCAUGUCCAAAGCAAGCAGAAAAUCUCCAGCUAAACAUUUAAGCCUCAGAAAGCAUGUAGCUACUAUCUUCCCCCAAAGCGGGAACAGCUCUGGCUUUGGUGGUUUAUCUCUUGGCACACCAGAGUGCAACCCGCUGUCCUCUGAGCCUACUCCAAAGUCCACAGAAUCCACAGGUGAAAGCAAGUUGAGUGAUGAUGGAAUAGAUGUGGAGAAAUCUGACAACCCUCUCCAGGUAACCGUAAUAUCCAACAGAGAAGCUUCUACACACUUAAGCAAUCAGAAGACUAAUAGCAUUUCACAACCACAUCCAAAUGAGUUUAAACAUAACUCAGAAUCACGACCAAAGUGUGAGAAUUCUAAAGAUGGAACAGUAGCUCAGAUUUUGGGAAGAGAGUCAGGAACCCUGACCCAACCCACACUCACCAGCCUCAGGGAAGCAGACUUCUCUGACCAUCAGAGGAGACUGCACCCUCAUUUUCCACUGGAGCCUGAGGAGAAAUCUACAGUAAGCAUCCCGCGGGCCAGUUGUCAGCAACAACAAAGGAGUGCUGCAUCUCUGGAGUGGGAACCUGAGCUCCACCCCUAUCGUUCAAAGAGUUUAAAAAGCAUCAGCGUACACGGUGAUGUGCUUCGCAAAAGUCAUCCUCCGAAAGCCAGGGAGCGCCAUUUUUCCGAAAGCACUUCUAUCGACAAUGCCCUGAGCCGACUGACCAUUGGGAAUGAAUUCCCCAACAGCAGUGGGGACGGUCAAAGAUUCAAAUCUUUUUCUGAACACUCCUCCUAUGAUGAAAAUGAAAGUUGGGCUUUGCAUAGCAGCAGGACAAAAACGAGUCCCAAGUCUCCAACGUCUAUAUCCAGACCUAUUGAUUAUGGGAUUUUUGGGAAAGAACAACAGUUGGCUUUCUUGGAGAAUGUAAAGAGGUCACUCACACAAGGAAGAUUAUGGAAACCCAGUUUUCUUAAGAACCCUGGCUUCCUGAAAGAUGAUGUAAUUAAUCCUCCUAACCCAGCGGAGUCGUCAAGCUCAAAUUCUCCCAGCAAUCAGAUGCCAGAAGAUGGCUUAUCUCCAAGUGCACCACUUAACAUCUAUGAAGAGGAUCCAGUAGACUCAGACGGUGACACAGACACAACCACAGAUGAUGAAUACUACCUGGAUGAAAAUGACAAAGAGUCAGAACUAUGAGGUCUUUUCAGUAAAAUGCAUAACCUUUUCACCAAAAGCUUGUAAUGGAAGUGUAAAUGUAUAUGUCUGUGGGAAGGACAGAUACAAAAAGAUCUAUCUGGGAAGGACCUGCUCUGAAACAACCCAAAUUCUUCUCUUUUUUCACCCCUCCAUAGCCUAUACAUACACUUGCUGAAUUCUAGAGCAAUGAAUUCUUGUUUUGGGGAUUCUCUGCAGUUUUCUUCCUCUGUAUAUAUCCUUGGCCUUUCUCUCCCACCCCCAACUUAGUCUCUAAUUUGCUGUCCAAUUUUGGCUUUCUGCUCUACUUUCCCCCUAACGUUUUUGUACACCUUUCAUUGUGAUUUACAGCCCUAAUAUCCCAAGCAUUACAAAACUUACUAGUUACCCAGCACAACUGCAAAACUCUGUGUUGCCUCCUCUGGUCCACGCCCCAUACUCAUGACGUUAAAUAAAAUGUAGGGAUAAUGACAAUGGAGUAAAUAUUAUCAUCCUGUUUGACUCACCAACAUUUAGGAGGUUUAGGGUUUGGGUUUUGGGGGGUUUUUUCCUUUCUAACGAAGAUAAGGGAAUUUUCAUAAGGACAUCCUGUUAUAUCAAUAGUGGAGCCAGGGUGGCACGUGUUUGAAAUGCUUGUUAAGAUUAUAGACAAGGAGCUGAAUCCCUAGUAAGCCAAACACUUGUACUCCUAGGAAUUCCUUUGAAAUCCUUUGUAGGAAUUGGGUGGACUGUUAAGAACUGAAUUUUAAUCAAGUCAAGGACUGGAGCCAGGCAUCCUGAGGGUACAGAAGGUGGCUUGGCCGUGGAAUUGCUGCUUAGGAAUGAAACAUAACUGGGGAGUGGAGAUAAGUAGACACGCCUUCCUGAAACUGACAUCCUUACUUCAGGCCUCUCAGCAACUGUUUUUUCCCAUUUCUCCAGACGUAUCCAUUUUUCUAUUUUCUUCAUUUCCCAUGUGGGGCAUUUUAGUCACAAGUAUGGGUGGUAGGCUUGGCCAAGUCCCUACAGUGCUGCCAAGUCAGAUCUGACACCCUGAGAUUCAUAGGCUUCUUUACCAAAUCAUUUACCAAACCCUUGGGAAAUUAGAAGGCAGAGCUUCAAAGAACUUAUCACUAUGAUUCUUUCAAUAAUUUUUUUCAAACUGAAUAACUUCUCAUAUCCACUGAUAACUUGACUUUCUUAACUCUUUAGUUGCCAUGCAGAACUUGUGCAGCUUUCUUUCCUCCUAAUCAGAAUAAACACCAAUAGACGGCGGUGAAGAUAAUUUGUGCAGAAAGUAUGCCAUCCCUGAUCUUAGUCCUGUGAGGGUCAACAUGAGUGGACUUCUUCUUGUUUGGUUUAUAUUUGCUUCCUGAUCUAAUUUUGUUUUCCAUUUGCCUCACCUGUCUGUUUCAUCCAUAUAAAUUAAGGAUAAUGAUAGGUGUUGGUGAAGUGUAUGAAGAUCUGGAACUGAUAAAAUUCAAGAAAGAACUAUACUAUCAUUAUCUUCUUAAUCAUUGCCUUGCCUAGAAGCAAAAUGUCAGGGCAAGUUCCCAUCGUUCCCAUACAACUCAAAACUAAUGAAGAUGUGGCAACUAACAUGAAAGCUACUCCUUCAAUCUAUAAAUUGCUUUAAACUUCAGGCUCUGACCAGUCUUGAGCGACUGAAAAUAGAAUUUCAAAUCAAGUCUUCAGAAUUUUUCAAUUUAAAUUUGUAUAGUAAAAAAUAAAUAACAUUUUAUUCUUUUCUUUAUGUAUGUUUGUAAAUUCUAUCUUUCCCUAUUUUCUAUUUAUCUGUUUAAGUAAAAUUUUCAUAAACCAUGACCUAUGUUUUUAUGUAAAGUAUUCAGUUAAUAUUUUAAUAUGAAGAUUCUUGAUUUUUUUGUAAUGAUCAGCUUGCAAGUUCUAUUUCAGCAAAUACUCUGGGUCUACAUGUAUGCUACAAAAUAGGAAAUGGAGUUUGCUUACAUUUCACUGAGUUUAGGCUGUAUCAGUAUUGUAAAUUGAUGUCCUUGUAGCCAAGUUAAAAUGAGAAUAAACAACCACUUUGGGGCCCUGGUUCUUUGCACUAGAAUCUAUGGUAUCUGAACUCAAAGAUAAUUUGAUGGUCAAUGUUCACUUGCACUAUUUGUAAUGUUUGCUUGUUGGUCUGGCUCAAGAAUCAAGAAAACAGAAAAUUCAUUAAAAAAGCACCUUCUAUAGUUUUAUACUUUUAUAAAACACUUCGUUAAAGAAGUAUAGCAAAUUUCUAUGUAUUUUAACAUACAGACUGCUGCUUUUUAAUAUUCAUUUUUGGCAUAGCUAUAGUAAUUUAUAAUAGUCAUUUUUAUAUUUAUAACUUGUUUUCUAAAAGAUGUAAUCAUUAUUGAAAUGAAUAUUCACAUAAAUGGAGUAAACCAUGAGGGAAUCAAUAUUAUUAAGUACCUGGUAAUUGAUUAUCUUGGUUAGGUAAUGAACUUCUGUAACCAUAAAUUUUACAUGUAAUGUCCAUUUAAAAGAGGGCUUAUGAGAUUAAUUUUUAGACUUUCUUCUAAGUAAUUUUUCCCCUUACAUUGUAAAUACAUUGAUAUUAAUAAAACAUCAACUGCUACUAACAAGGUUUUGACUGAAGAUAAGCUAAUAAAAGCUACUUUGUGUAAGAGGUGACUAUGUGCUAGUAUUGGAGAUGGUGAAAGUCCAUGUAGGUUGUGAAGAUGGAAAUGAAAUUGGAAAAUCCACACCUCCAUAAAAGUAAUAUACUUGGUUGAAUGCCGGAGGGUUCAGGAGGCCUUAUUGCUCAGAGUUUAUUGUUAAUAAUAGUAAUAAUGCUGCAGAAUAUCCCACUUGAAUGUACAGUGUAAAUAUGUAAAUAUUUUACCUUCCAAGCAAGUUUGUGAUGUAUUACCACCAUUUAGGGGCUCUGUGACUGGCACUUCUGUGCUCUGAAACAAAUAAGCCUUAAGCACUUUUGUUGAAAUAUUGUCAAAUAAUCCUUUUAUGUACUUGUUCUCAAACCUGUUCUCUAGAUAUUAAAUGUGUUAUAAGACAAAGCACAAAUUUAAAACAAUGCCUGUGCUGAAAUAAAUGAUUUAAACAGA